AUGCAACACAAUGAGACUGUAAGUUGUAAAAAACAUACUGCUUAUGAAGCUUUUCAUUAUCAUUUAUCAUAUGAUUAUGGUUCAAUAAUGCAUGCUGCUGUAAAUGCAUUUGCUAUAGGUAAUAGAAAAACAAUAGUACCAGCUGAUCCUUUAUAUGAAGAAACUAUGGGACAAACUAAAAGACUUUCUUUUAUUGAUAUUAAAGCUUUAAAUUUACACUAUUGUACUCAUCCGAAUUGUCCAUUUAAAAGACAUUGUUAUAAUUACGGAUACCAAGAUCCUCACAAUUGUCAUUUAUGUAAAUGUAUUGAUGGAUUUAUUGGUUCACAAUGUGAGCAGUUUAAUAUGAGACAAAUAAAUUGUUGGACAACUUUAAUACUUCCAGAUCGAAGGCCUAGAUUAUUUUAUUUAAAAGGAAAAAAAAACUGUGUUAUACAUUUUGUAGUAAACAAAACUAGUAGAAUUAGAUUUGAUAUUGUAAAAGUGAGUAUGUUUCCCAAUACUUAUCCAACUUGUCAACAUGCAAACACAAUAGAAGUUAAAUAUUGGAUGGAUAAAUCUGCAACUGGAGCAAGAUUUUGUCAUGAAAAAGAAAAUAAAACAAUUUUAUCGCAUAACAAUCAUAUAAUUUUUCAUUACAGAAGUACACAAAAAACUAAUUAUGCUCACAUAUAUUAUAAUAAAGUAUUAUAA
Strongyloides ratti is the source of this 693-nucleotide messenger RNA. Its product is annotated as Astacin-like metalloendopeptidase. Gene Ontology annotation, biological process: proteolysis. Gene Ontology annotation, molecular function: metalloendopeptidase activity. The record is from RefSeq and is a predicted model, not a curated record. The transcript has a single exon. Lineage: Eukaryota; Metazoa; Nematoda; Chromadorea; Rhabditida; Strongyloididae. The coding region runs from base 1 to 693 and encodes 230 amino acids.